Molecule: messenger RNA, 5662 nt
Organism: Linum trigynum
Lineage: Eukaryota; Viridiplantae; Streptophyta; Magnoliopsida; Malpighiales; Linaceae
Source: the annotation of a GenBank genome assembly
CGCACAAGCCCCGCAAUACUAUGUACUUUAAGUGAUCUUUCGGAUGAACUAAUUAUCAAUAUGAUAUUUGUAGACAUGCAGCAAGUCCAACUCAUAUUGGGACUUGCCAUGCAUAACCAACUUGGUGUUAUUUCCAUCGAUAACACCAACAUCAUAUUUACUUCCAACUCCAAACCUGCAACUCCAAAUCGACUUCUCAAUCUUUAAAUCAAUAACAAUCUUUAUGUGAUCAACAGACGUUCCUCGUAUCCAUGAAACAGAUCGUUAUCUGCUAUAGCGCCAGUCGAUCGUUUUGCAUUGAAACGAUUCGAAAUAUUGUUGGAGCAUCAUGUCACAUAUGUGUUAGCAGACGAGUUUCUUUUACAGUCAUUUCUUUCUUUCUUUGGGUGAGCAAUUGUAAAUUUCCAGUUCCACAGUGGAAAGAACCCUAAACCCCCACCACCAUAUGUAAGAUAUGAGAUUAUCUAUCAACCCCAGUUUUGUACAAUGCAGAGAUCAAUCUUAUACAAAUGAUCCUUUUCGAACAAACGAUGAACACUUGUAUGACCAAUCUUAUACAAAUGAUCGUCAACAAAAUUGUCUUCCUUAUAUAUGGAUGGAUAAUUAGGCGAAUAUAUGUUUUGAUUUGGUUUUAGGACGAGCCGAUUCACUCUUCAGUGCUAAGUUCGACUUCCACCACUACGCAACCCCUCUACAUAGAGGCUUUCGCGUAGUCUUUUUGACGAAAUCAUCCUACAAAAAUAGAUUAUGAAAAUUAACUUUGACCUUUCCUAAAAAUAAAAGAAAGAAAUUUACUUUCAAUCUACCGAAAGAACGCAGAGUUUGCAUCUUCUGAUGUUGCAUUUCCAACAACUAUCGUCUUCACUCUUCCUAACUUCGAAUCUCUUCUUCCUCAUGGCUUUCACCAUUUCUUGUACAAGCCGAGUUGGCUUGCAUGUGUUACAAGUUACAACCAAUUGCGAUUUCAUACACUCUAUCAACUUUUGAGACAGAAAAUAUUAAAAUUCAUGAUUGCUAAUUAAAAAAAAAUCACUUAACAACGGCAUAGGAUUUCUCUUUUGGGAGGGACUAGUAGAAGGUGAAAAUCCAAAUCCGUUCCUAAACAAGAAAAUCAUGUAUUGAUUACAUUAAUUAAUUACUUUAUUAGGAUAAAGCGAGGGAAAUAAAUAAAUAAUAUAAAAGCAAAAAACAAAAUCCCGGAAAAUCGAACACUCCUAGAACAAGUUAAAAAUCGUAAACCCCGAAAGGGCAAAACGAAACCAAACAGGUCCCCUUCCCUUUCUCCGUCUCCUUCACGCCUUUCUUCUUCGAUUCUCCGAUCGUUUGGUUUCUCUCAGGACUCAGGCGGUUGUUCUUCGAUAGAGGAGAAGAAAGGAAGCGAGCGGAGGUAGCUAGACCGAAGCCAUGUCCAGCCUCUCCAAGCCGCCGCAGUCCGGCGACGAUCAUCCUUCUCCGGAGCCGGAGCUGCCGCGGCUGGCUGAAAGCGCUUCAUCCGGCGGAGUUACUGUCCCGGUCAUCAUCGGCCUUCAUUUGAGAGGCGUUGCUGAUGAUUCUCUUGCUGUACCGCCACCGCCGCAAUCUCCGACUACUGAAACCACUCCUCCGGUGGUUGAUUCUUCUCCUUCGCCGCCUGCUCCGCAGGGUUUAGCUGGGGUGCGCAAGGAUCUCGCCGAGAUUAAGGGGAGCUUGAAGGCUGGUUUGUCUCUGCUCUCGCGGACGGGGAUUUCGAAAUUAACCGCCAAUUUCUUCCAUGAGAGGAUAGACGAAGAGGAGGAGGAGGAGGAGGAAGGUGGUGGUGAUGAUGACGAGGAAGAGGAUUACGUGCCUGGGAUCACGGAUGAGGUCGUUGAGUUCGCUAAUCAGAUUUCUGCUAGGUCUGCUUGCUGGACCGACUUUCCGUUGGCUCUCGAAGCUGACUUCAAGUUCUCUGAUGCUCAGAGGGAGCACGCUGCAACUAUUGAGUACAUGGUUCCGAGUUUGAGAGCUCUGAGAGUUAGCCUCCAUGGUUUCAUGAGGUCUGAGCAGUUCUGGAUGGUGUAUUUCAUUCUGCUGCUUCCAAGAUUGGAUGAGUAUGAUAGGGAGCUUCUCUCUUCUCCCCAGGUUGUUAAUACCCGAAACAGGCUUCUCCAGAAGCUCCAAGCCAGCAAGAACGAGAAGGUGGAAACCUCUGAAGAUGCAUCUCAGGGUAACAGCAGCACCAGAGACGAACCGAACCUCGAGCCACGCCCACAACCUUCAGAUCCUGGCGUCAGUGUCGGUACCUCCUCCACGAGCCGCAAGAAGAAGCAUGCUGAUGAGCUUUCUUACUUCUCGUUCAGCGACCUGGACGACGAUGACAGCGUAUUUUCGGGCAGGCUCUCGACCUGCAGCCGGUCUCGCGGGCUGAGAGAUCCGUCGCCUGGAGGAUCUUCGACCGAAUGGGUCCAGCUGAACCGUGGGUACGACUCUCGAGGUGGAUCCAUCAGGUCGAGGCAGUCGAUCUCUCGUGAGAAGGACUCGGAUGCAGAUUCGACCGCCAGUGAAUGGCUGAAAGUUUACGAGUCUGAUUAAAUAAAAAGGAAAUUGGCUGGCCUUGCUCCAAAAUUGUCAAUAUUUAUUACUGUAAAUCUGUUACUUUGUUGUUCUUUUUUUCUUAUGGUUCUUUUGCAGUCUCUCUCUGCAUGUCGCUUUGUAAAUUAUGGAGUCACGAAACAUGUGUCUUCUUCUUUGUUUCCUUGUUGGUUGGCGUCUAUUAGUUGAUGAAAUGUAAGAUUGUGGUCGUGAUCGUAAGAACUUCAGGCACAAGUUAACAGAGAUCCUCAGUAUGGGCCGGGCCCAUCAUUAUCCUGAAUUCGCAGCACUUUUAGGGCCGAGAUGGCUUUCACGGGGCCUAACUUGAUCGGUAUUGGGCGGCUUUAGCUCCUCGUCACAUAUAUGACGAAAAUUGUCAAACCUCCAACUGGAACUACUUGCUAUGAAUAGCGGGGGAGAUGAGCCAAGUUUUGAACGAGUUUUUUUUCGAGUCGUAGUAAGUAGUAACGGGCAAGCGUAUUAUUAUAUAUUGAAUCAGAGAGGAGUGAAGGGUGGUCGUGAAUGGUGACCAUGGAAUUCUUCAUGGAAUCUUUUCCAUUCACUCAAAGGAAGAGCUAGGGGGUAAAAGGAGAAUAUGAUCAAACAAUCCAGCCUAUCUAUGAAUCAUAUGCAUGUAUACAUAACGUAAGAUGUUAUCCUUUUCUGAUAUAGCUUUAUUUUGAUGGUUUAUGGUAUGAUCUACCAAAUUUGAGAUGCUUGAAUCACUGGCAAGUUUUUAGGAGAUUGGUAUAGGAUCAAUAAUUGAGCUUCUCUCGCAACAAGUCAAAUUAUUGAGACAAAAUGGUUUACGACAUAGUAGCAGAGUUGGUUUUGGCCAAGUGGUCGCGUAAAUUUGAACCUUCGUGACUCCCAAUAUUAACCAUUGAUUUAAGCACAAAGUUAAGUAUGAUGGAGUCGUGUCAAUCUUCAAUCCUGUGAGGUGGCUAGUGGUUGAGGACGUUUUUUUUUUCUUCUUCAAGAUGGUAACGCGAGAUUCGACUUCCCAUCCCUAACCCCCUUCCUCCUUUCACUCUCUAUCUCGCCAAACCAUACGAUAUAGUUUCUCGAUGAACAUGAUGUUUCUCGAUGAACAAGAUUAAAGUUUUUGUGACACCUUACUUACUCCUCCUAGCAAUGUAACAAUAAUCAUAGCUUCUAACUUCUGAAAAGAAUCAUAUCUCGAGAUAUUCUCUGAUCAUACCAAUCAAUCUUAUGAUCUUGCACAUGGCAAUGCCCAUGGCCUUUUCAAUAUCUCUAUAUGGUGACAUAUGAAAACCCUAAAUCUACAAUAAUUCAGCACCAAACCCUUCUGUAUCCACCUCAUUAUGUCUCGCCAUUUUUAUAAAGCUACAUCUCCAUAGAUUGCUGAUAGGUCUCCUUUCAUGUGGACCUGACUAUAUAGAUGUACACAUCUAUCCAUGUAUAAUUUUCCCCUUUCAAUUUUCAUCUUCAAGAUCGAUUAUUAGAUUGUAAAAGCAUUAUAGCAGAAUGGGAAGAAAAGCAAACAGAUUUACUCAAAUCCAGCUUAAAAUACUUCAAAGAGAACGACUUUUCUUUCUUCUCUCUACCAACCGGCGGGUAACCAACUGGGGUAUAGUGUAUAGGUGUGUUCUUAUCUAACAACUAACAAGUAAGUUUCUAUCUUGAUGAAUGUGGUGUUAUAUUCGUACCAAUGUUAAUGAGUGAUACAAGAUUCGGGUUUUAACCUCUCAACAAUAACUCGGGGUUGGUAGUAAUUGGUCUUUAACAUGCUAGAUGAUUUUUAGCCGAAAGGCAGAGAUUUUCGAAUCUUGAUAAUCUCUGAUGGUAAUGUUUAUUAGAUAUUACUAAGGCAUGAUGGGCUUACACUAUUUUAGCUUAAGGUCGAUGGAGGAGGAUUUCAUUAUUGUUUGAUCGUCCAGAUCAUUCGCCACCUGCUCUUUUUUCCGAUUAAACAAAAUAGACUAGUUUUCGAGUAAAAAUCUGAGCUCACUAGGUGCUUUCGGGCAACUAGCCAAUCAGACGCGAGCCCCCUACUCGGACGGAUUCCUCCUUUUGCUCCUCAGCCUACGGAGUAUUAGUAGUCGUUUCCAACUGUUGUUUCCCUGGCCAAUGGCAGGUUCUUACGCAAUCUUUCUCUUUCUGGUCGUAGUCUCAGGUGGCAAAGCGGCUGACUUAGGGUUGAAUUUCUUAAUUCCUUCUACAAGCAUGGCAACUUCACCAAGAUUGGUGUGCUUUAAUAUGAGGGGGCGAUAUAGAUAUGGAUCUUAUAGCUUCUUUCAACAGCUCGUGUUAUUGAAAAAGAGCUGGUUUCUCAAGAAUGAUCGCCAAUUUAGCUCAUGAAAUAUAACAAAUAUAGUUUUUUCUUGGAAAAGAGUAGAAUCAUUACACUAACCAAUGCCAUUAGAUAAGUAUGUAUUUUUGUCCAUCAAAUGAAUAUCAAACUCUAGAAGUUGUGUCAAAGGAGCCAAGAUGAUCAAUCAGCUACAAAAUUAUCACCGUGACAGAUAAAACACACAUAAAUUUUAUUAGAGAACGUCUCGACAUAGAUGAAACUCGUGCAAACCAAUGACAAGUCUAAGGGUUGAAAAUUAUAUUUGUACAAGAAGAAGAAAAGAUAGGAGCCUAUUAUUGCUAAAAGAUUUUUUUUUUUAAAAAAGAUAGUGGCCUACUCUUUCUUAGUGGGGGAGUAGUACCACUUCAACUUUUAUCACUCAAAAGAGAUGGAGUUUGUAUAAAAAGACUAUUUGGCAGAUUUCUAUUGUCAUCAAAUGGCUGGUAUUUGGUCCAAAAAGGAAGUAAACUUAAAAGUGCCUAAAAGGAUAAAAAAAAAAGAGACACCUUAACCUCAUUGCUUCAAUUAGGCAAAGUGCCCUUUAAACACCUUUUGGCGAUUGAUAAGCUUUUUUGCUUUGGAGCCCUUGGAUUGAGGGUAUGACUUAUUGUGAAUAUAGAAGGUAUGUACUUAUUGUAGGGUAGCAUGGCCUUGUAUAAUUUGGACCCUACGUACAUCUUCUUUUUCCCAAACAACACAAUAAUUGGUUAGAUCAGCAUAGUCAUUGACUUAUUGUAAUACCCCAUAUGUCUAAUUUACAUCAAAUUCAAUUUCUAUCGAUAAAUUGGCCAUUGAGUA